This is a messenger RNA of Spirodela intermedia, 909 nucleotides long. Lineage: Eukaryota; Viridiplantae; Streptophyta; Magnoliopsida; Alismatales; Araceae. The record is from the annotation of a GenBank genome assembly.
AUGGGCGGCAUCAGGAGAGAAGACCUCUUUCUGGGUAAGGAGGAUUUCAUGGGGAGGAACGACGAUGAAUCAGAGUCCGAGCUCGGUUCCGGGUCAGAUUCUGAAUCAGAGGAGGUGCCGUCGAGCGAGCCCUCUAAGAGAGCCAUCUACAACAGGGAGGGCAUCCUCGAGAAGCUGGAGGACAUCUGCUGGCCGGAGAACGUGGACUGGAUCCACAAGCUCGCCGUUGACCUCGAGGAGGAUAAGGAUCUGGACGUGAACGACGACAUCGUGAGGGAGCUGGCGUUCUACACGCAGGCAUUGGAGGGCACCCGGCAGGCGUACGCGAAGCUCCACUCUCGGGGAGUCGCCUUCUUCAGGCCGCCGGACUACUACGCGGAGAUGGUGAAGACGGACAGCCACAUGCUGAAGGUGAAGGGGAGACUUCUGGAGCAGAAGAAGAAGAUCGAGGAGGCCGAGGAGAGGAAGAAGGCCAGAGAGUCGAAGAAGAUGGCGAAGGAGGUCCAGGCCGUCAAGCUCAAGGAGCGGGCCAAGCAGAAGAAGGAGGACAUCGAGUCGGUGAAGAAGUGGAGGAAGCAGAGGCAGCGGAGCGGGUUCGGCGCCGACAAGGGCGAAGAUCUGGGCUUCAACUUCGACGGCGACGGCGGCGGCGGCGGCGGCGGCGGCGGGUUUGAGAGGUCCAAGAAGAAGAGGCCCGGAGUGGCGCCCGGUGACCGGUCAGGAGGUUCCGGGAAGAGAAAUGUCGGAGGGAAGGAGAAGGCGAACAGGAAGAGGGAGAGGAGGGACUCCAAGUUCGGCUAUGGCGGAAGGAAGGGACUGAAGAAGCAAAACAACGCCGCGACCACCGACGACCUGAGGGGCUUCAACAAAAGCGAUUUCUCCUCGAAGAAGAGGAAGAAGAAUAUGUGA